AUGGGUGGAGGGGACUCAGGCAUUGCAGCAGAUGGAACUAUCAAGACAUACAUGUUGGACUAUGGCCAUGGGUUCGCUGUUCCGAAGAUAAGUCACAGGAGCCGGAUGCCCAGCCGGAGUUUUCGAAUCAUUGCCGACGCGGUGGUCGCAACGGUCGUGGUCUUCCUGCUCGUUCGUUGUGCAUUGCAACUAGCAGGCAAAAGGAGCUUGAACGCCUGGUCCCAGAGGCGGCUCGCGGAACAAGCCGCUACGUGCAAACCAAAAAGGACGCAUAAAAGUCCGAAGAAAAAAGGGCAAGCUCCAAGGGAGCGUCAGCGUGAACCACGUACACCUGACACACCACCACGGUCUGCGGACGCUUCAGCAGCAGCAGACUCUUUUGGGAGUGAUGCGCACAAUCUGCCUUCAGAAGAGCCUCGUGGGCGUGCGAGUCCUGCGGUAAUUGAGGCAACUGCAGCAGCUGGUGGUGAACAGGCAGAGCAGGCCGAAGCUCCAGCGCCUGAUGGGCCAAGCGGUGCAACGGAAUCUGUUCUUUCCGCAGGGCGGGAAGAUCAAAAGGAAGAAGGUCAAAGGUUGCCAGACCCUUGUGCGCCGCCGACGGCUGCGGGAAGGAAGGGAAUUUCCGCUGCUGAUGGAGAAGAAGCAGCACAAGGGGCUGGGUACGCACUGCCCUUUCGAUCAGAAGGCAUUGCGGGAGUUGGGGGAUACUCGACAGGGAGUGGAGGAGGGACAACGCAGCAGCCUGGACACCCAGCCCAUCAAAAACUACCUGCCGGUGCGAAGGGUGCUUGGGCAGAUUCAGGGGCACGUUCGGCAGGAAGGACACAGCAGCUUGCGUUUCCAUUGCUUGAUUUAUCGGCAGUCGGUACAACGGGUGGGGAGUCUGGGGAACAGCCAGCAGAUGUACCAGAACAGCUUCCCGGGCAGCGGAUGCCUGAUGCGCAGGCGCUUGCACUUCCUGCAGGGGGUCUCGAUGCAAAGGAACCACGGGAUGAGCCUGCAAGAUCGCGAGGAACAGCGGAGCAGCGCGGACACCCAGCCCAUCAACUACCUGCCGAUGCGAAGGGUGCUUGGGCAGAUCCAGGGGCACGUUCGACAGGAACGACACAGCAGCUUGUGUUUCCAUGGCUUGAUUUAUCGGCAGUCGGUGCAACGGGAGCAGACCAACAAACAGCUGCGGUCGCUCUUACCGAGGCGGCUAGUCCUUUGACGACCGGGAUAAAGCAAGCAGUCGCAUCCGUAAAGGAAGCGACUGAGUCGUUCCUUCAGCCUGCUGCAACGAAAGGCUGGCUGUACCUCUUCCCACUUAUCAGCGAACAGCAGACGAGAGAAGACCUGAACAGCGUGAUGUUCUUUCUUGACGAUCUUAGACACGACCAGAGACCUGGCCGUUUCGGGCGAUUUACGACAACCUGUAGAGGCUUUACUUUCGAUAUUGGUGUUUGGCACAGGGUUUCCUCUUCUGGUUGGCCAACCGAAAGAAUUUUGCAAACCGCCGCGAAAUACCUGCAAAACUUCCUUACGGAUGUGACAGCACUUUUCGAGAAUGGAGACAACAAAUCUGACGGCGUUGCAGGUCGAUCCUCCAUAGAGAGGCUACUGGAGCUUAAGACGGAAGAUGGUGACAACGUAGUGGGUUCUGUUCUAAUUCGGCUUGUCGCCGCGACCAAGGCAACUCUGCAACGCAAAACCUGGGGCUCAAUGGGCUACCCCAAAUGGGUGCAUCGUGUAUUCUGCAUCAUUUUUUUACGCAUCGUGGGCGUCGGAAAUGAUGGGAGGAUGAUCAUCGUGCUACCUACUGACGAAGACGCACAGGAACAGUUUGGCGAUCGAUCACUCUUAGUGGCUCCCGAGACCAACUCUGCUGGAUCCGUUGGAUCAGUUGGCUACUACAAGCUGGGCAUAAGCAAUGUGGCUGUUCUGCAGCAACAGCGGCAGAGUGGGUGGCUCGGAGGAGGCGACUCGUCGUGA
Messenger RNA from Eimeria mitis, 1971 nucleotides. RefSeq lists its product as uncharacterized. The coding region runs from base 1 to 1971 and encodes 656 amino acids. The transcript is spliced from 11 exons. The record is from RefSeq and is a predicted model, not a curated record. Lineage: Eukaryota; Apicomplexa; Conoidasida; Eucoccidiorida; Eimeriidae.